Durio zibethinus is the source of this 1608-nucleotide messenger RNA. Lineage: Eukaryota; Viridiplantae; Streptophyta; Magnoliopsida; Malvales; Malvaceae. The record is from RefSeq and is a predicted model, not a curated record.
UUCGCCCACCGGGCUGGGUAUGCCUCGGCUGAUCUCGAGGCCGCUUCUUUAUAAACUCCCAUUUGCUUUCCUUUUUCCUUUUCUAUUUCUUCGUCAGCCCGGUUUCAGACUCUGAAAAUCUUGGUAUCAGAACAAUUGCUUUAGAAUCUCAAAGUUUGAUUGAUAGAAAUUUGGUGGGUGAAGUUUGGGCUUUGCCUGGAAUUUGAAGGUGGUCGACAACACAUUUGAUUGAGGAAACCCAAUGUCUCCCAUCAUCCCUUUCUCAAGCCCCAACCAAAAGGUUAGGUACCCAUACCUAAGGUGUAUAUGCUCCAGAUUACUAUUUAAGUGUGACCUAGUCUGAGUGGGUUAUCAGACUGAUGGCUUCUAGACAAAUCCAAUCAUUGUAUGAGGGACGUUCCAUUCAAGCUCCAGGUGUGAUACGACAUAGUCCACUUGCUGGCACAGGUCCUCGUGCUGCCCUUGGGGCUCUGGAGUCACUUCCUUCACCUGAGCUUUUAGAGAACAAGAUUGCUUGUCAGGCUGCAGAAGUUGAGCGACUUGCUGUGGACAAUCACAGGUUGACAGCUUCUCAUGUAGCCUUAAGGCAGGACCUUGUUGCUGUUCGGCAUGAAGCGCAGAAACUUAAGGAACACAUUAGAAGCAUCCGGACUGAGAGUGAUAUUCAGAUCAGGGUUCUGCAGGAAAAGAUUGCAAAAAUGGAAGCAGAUAUUAGCGUUGGUGAUAGUGUGAAAAAGGAGUUGCAACAGGCACAUAUUGAGACACAAAACUUGGUCAAAGCCAGACAAGUGUUAAUGGCCCAAAUUCAGCAGGCCUCUCAGGAGUUGCUGAAAACUCGUGUUGAUGUUAAGAGUCUGCCAGAGUUGCAUGCUGAACUUGAAGUUUUGAGAAAAGAGCGCCAGAGAUUACGUGUUACAUUUGAGUUUGAAAAAGGUUCAAACAUUGAGCAAGUGGAGCAAAUGCAAGUUACGGAAAAAAAUCUAAUUGGGAUGGCAAGAGAAGUUGAAAAGUUACGCUCUGAAGUGUUGAAUGCUGAGAAGAAAGUGCAUGCAACAAAAGGUCCAGUACCAUAUGCUGGUGGCUACAUGAAUCCUGGUCCUUCACAUGUGCCACCUUUUCAAGUUGGCAGCACCUACUUUGAUGGAUACGGGCAGCCUGUAAUGCCGGUGGGUCUUGGCCCAGCAGAGGGCAAUGUCCCAUAUGGUAAUAGUGCCAAUGUUCCAGCUGCUACUGCUGCAACCGGCAGUCAAGCUGUUCCUGGUCUGUUUUGGGUAGCACCAUAUGAUCCAUCACUUGCUCAGAGGUAAACAAGGAGAAGCUGCCAUGUGAGCUGUUCAUAAUCUAUCUUGCCUUGGUCCAGUAUAUCCGGUUUAUAGGACACAGUGAGUUAAUUAGGUUUCUGUGAAAGCUAUAAAUUGUUAGCUUUACGUUGUUAAACGGUUGUCAGCAUUUAACAAAGCAUCAUAGAUCAAUAUCAGUAGUUACGAUAUGGUCAUUUCUUAUUUCUUGCAAAUUAGGGUCUCAGAACCCAGACCCAUUGCACUUUUAACAGUUGUUCAAUUGAAACUGUGGAUGUAUGUAUUUACCCUUAAGAAUCAAGAAUGAAGA